UGAUGACUGCUUGUGUCUUCCCUAAAAGAAGCACUAAAAGAAGGCUCGGCUAGUUCAUACCGAUCGAUGGACACUUGCUAUUGGGUACGGCAGUUUCCCUGAGCAUUCCAUGGCGACCUGCAGGAACCAAAAGUAUGGAUUAUUAAUUAGAUUAGCAGACGACCUCUUUGUACUGCAUCGCUCUUCAUCUGAUCAUAAUUAAAGUUGGCAUAGCCGCCAUGCUGACGACCCGAGCUUGAACCUCCUUCGCUGAUGUGUUAUAUAUAUUUCUCCACGAAUGUUAUCUGGUGCAUCACCAAAGAAGAAGAAGAAGAAGAAUCAGCAGCCGGAUCGACUCCACUUGCAAUAAUCCACUCCCAAGGGCCAAGUCCAAGCAAGCGUACCUCCGAGAUCGACAAUGCAGUCGCCGUCGCCGGUGCGGGUGGUGUCGAGGCGCGCCGUGAAGCCGCCGCCCCGGCCGCGCGAGCGCAUCCCGCUCACCACCUGGGACCUCUCCUUGCUCUCCGCCGACUACAUCCAGAAGGGCCUGCUCUUCGCGCCGCCGCCCUUCUCCACCGCACACCUCGUCGACCACCUCCAGGCCGCCCUGGGCGACGCGCUCGCCGCCUACUACCCCGUCGCCGGCCGCCUCGCCACUGACCAGCACCGCGAUGACGCGGGCCGCGUCGUCGGCUGCUCCGUCUCCGUCGACUGCGCCGGCCAGGACGUCGAGAUUCUCGAGGCUGUCGCGGCCGGUGUCGCGAUCGCCGACGUCCUACCUCCCGACGCCGACGUCCCGCGCCUCGUCCGGUCCUUCUUCCCGCUCGACGACGCCAUCAACUUCGACGGCCACGAGCGCCCGCUCUUCGUCGUCCAGGUCACCGAGCUCGCCGACGGUAUCUUCGUCGGGUUCGUGUACAACCACGCGCUCUCCGACGGCACGGCCUUCUGGGACUUCAUCAGCGCGUGGGCGGAGGCCGCGCGCGCCAGGCUGGGUGCCCCCCGCGCGCUACUGCCGCGCGCGGCGCCGCUGUUCGAGCGCUGGUCGGCCGACGGCGGCGCGGCGGCUCCGGUCGUGCUCCCUUACGCCGACCUGUCCGGGCUGAUCGCGAGGCCGACUCUGCCGCCGCCGCCGCAGCGCGAGCGGAUGUUGCACUUCUCGGCGGAGUCCCUGGCGGCGCUCAAGGAGCGUGCGCGGCAGGAGCUCCUGGCAGCCGGGGACGCGGCCGGGGCGGCCGCGGUGACGAGGUUCCAGGCGCUGAGCUCGCUGCUGUGGAGGUGCUUCGUCCGCUCGCGGCGCACGGCGCCGGACCAGGAGGUGGUGUUCCGCGCGUCCGCCAACAACCGCGCGCGGCUCCGGCCGCCGCUGCCGACGGAGUACUUCGGGAACGCCAUCGGCGCCGUGUCGACGGAGGCGGUGCGCGCGUCGGAGCUGCUGGCGCGCGGGCACGGGUGGGCGGCGGCGGCCGUGGGGCGCGCGGUCGCGGCGCACGGGGACGCGGGUAUCCGGGCGCGCGCGGCGGCGUGGGAGGCGGAGCCUGGGCUGUCGGCGUUCAGGCUGUUCGACCCGAACGGCAUGUUCGUCAGCAGUUCGCCCCGGUUCGACAUGUACGGGUGCGACUUCGGGUGGGGGAAGGCGCUGGCGGCGAGGAGCGGCAAGGCCAACAAGUACGACGGGAAGGUGUCUCUGUUCCCGGGGCGGGAGGGCGGUGGCGGCAUCGACGCGGAGGUGGUGCUGGCGCCGGAGCAUAUGGCGGCGCUGGAGCUGGACGAGGAGUUCUGGGCUGCCGUGUCGCCGGACGUAUGGCCGGCGAGGAAAGAUUGAAGCCUCCGCCCUCCGCUGCUGCAUAUGCCUAGAGAUAAGAGAUACAAUAAAUACAAUAAGCUAGCACGAUCAAGUCACCAACUAAUGCUAGAAGCAAGUAUUGGUAUGACUCGUUUUCAGCCAUGCCACAUGAGCCAGAGUUUUUUUUUUAGCGGUGAGCGAUGUUGUUAAGUCUGUCAAAGUUUAUACAAUCUGUUUUGCA
Panicum virgatum (switchgrass) is the source of this 2006-nucleotide messenger RNA. RefSeq lists its product as uncharacterized. NCBI's taxonomy places the organism in Eukaryota, Viridiplantae, Streptophyta, Magnoliopsida, Poales, Poaceae. Bases 398 to 1804 code for a protein of 468 amino acids. The record is from RefSeq and is a predicted model, not a curated record. The transcript has a single exon.